This is a messenger RNA of Dicentrarchus labrax (European seabass), 3517 nucleotides long. It is a transcript of the gene prdm6, whose product is annotated as PR domain containing 6. The transcript is spliced from 10 exons. Gene Ontology annotation, cellular component: nucleus. Gene Ontology annotation, molecular function: protein binding; histone methyltransferase activity. Bases 559 to 2508 code for a protein of 649 amino acids. The record is from RefSeq and is a predicted model, not a curated record. NCBI's taxonomy places the organism in Eukaryota, Metazoa, Chordata, Actinopteri, Moronidae.
UAGUUUUGGCUCCGGAGACGCGCAGGACGCAGCGAACUGUCCCGGCUCCCCUCAAUGGUUCACCGCAGCCCGGAGGAGGGACAAACCUUCCACCGCUGCCCGGAAAUCAGCGCCCAGGAGCCGCCGUACACACUCUGACAGCAGUAAGGCUCUUCUGCGCUUCAGCAACUUUCACAAUAAAAAAACAACAAAACAAAAAAGAAACAAAAACGCAACAUCUCGGAAAACUCCGGAAAAACUCAGCGGAGCGUCCACUCAUCUCUACCCGCCGACCGCUGCCUCUGUUCGGCUACGGACAGCGCGCCGGACCGCCCAUCUGACUUGGACUUAACUGGACCAUCUAUUUAUUUAUUUUGAUGCAACUUUUAUUCACUGCCUGGUUUACAUUGUAAACUAAUCCAAAGUGUGCCUGAGCGUGUGCGCUCGCAGUUUUGUUUCUUUUAUUUGGUGCGUUUUUUACGCUUGGCGUGCGUAAAAUCCGCUUUAAAAUAACCACCCGAGACAGCGGAGCAGGGCUGAAGCGGAGGGUCAACCAGGCUGAACAGCCAGCGGGCAGUCAUGCUGAAGCCGGGUGACCCGAGUGGCUCUGCCUUCUUGAAGGUGGACCCGUCCUACCUGCAGCACUGGCAGCAGCUCUUCCCUCAGGCGCAGCUGAAGGCUCCUCUGGGCCCACCGCCGCCUCCACCUGACCGUCUCUCCAUCCCCAUGGACACCCUGCGCACAUCCCGCCUGCACAGCCACCUCCUGGCCUCCACACACUGCACCUCCUCCUCUGCGUCUUCUACAUCCUCCUCCUCAGCUUCUUCUUCAGCAGCAGCAGCUCUCACCCCGUCCUCCUCCAUCUCCAUCUCCACCUCAGCAGGGAUCUCCCAGCUGCCCGUCCCCCAGCAGAUCGCACUCUUCGGGCAGGCAUUGGCCCCGGUAUGUGCCGGGCCUGGAGGACCUGGAGGAGGAGGAGGAGGACCAGGAGGAGGAGGGGGAGACCUGGUGGUGGUCGUCCCCCCGGAGAACCAGCAGGGUCACAACCCAGCAGCGGGGUUUCUCCAUCAGGCCAAAGAGCAGGGCUGUGGGGGGAUCGGCGUGGUGUCGUCCAGCGUGAAGAGCAGCAGCAGUGGAGGAGUCGAGGAGGGCGGCAAAGGAGCGACGGGCAGGUUCAAGCUGACAUCGGAGGAGCUGGACUACUACCUGUACGGACAGCAGAGGAUGGAGAUCAUCCCACUGAGCAACCACACAGGAGAGGUCAACAACCGUUGUGACAUGUGCGCAGACAACAGGAAUGGCGAGUGUCCGAUGCACGGCCCUCUUCACUCUCUGCGUCGUCUGGUCGGCACCAGCAGCACGGCGGCACCCGUCACCCUGCCGGACGUCCCUGAUUGGCUCAGAGACCUGCCCAGAGAGGUGUGUCUGUGCACCAGUACAGUUCCUGGUCUGGGUUACGGGAUCUGUGCAGCUCAGAGGAUUCCACAAGGAACCUGGAUCGGCCCGUUUCAGGGAGUCCCGCUGCUGCUGGACAAACUGCACUCUGGGGCCGUCAGAAACACAAGACACCUGUGGGAGAUCUAUGAUGCAGAAGGGACGUUACAGCACUUUAUUGAUGGUAAUGAUCCCAGUAAGUCCAGCUGGAUGAGGUACAUCCGCUGUGCCAGACACUGUGGGGAGCAGAACAUGAUGGUUGUACAGUACAGGUCCUGUAUCUUCUACAGAGCGUGUAUGGAUAUCCCCAGAGGAACAGAGCUGCUGGUUUGGUACAAUGAUUCCUACACUUCCUUCUUCGGCAUCCCGCUGCAGUGCAUCGCUCAGGACGAAAACUUAAACGUCCCAGGCACGGUGGUGGAAGCCAUGACCAGGCAGGAGUCCCUCCAAUCCUUCAGCAAGAAUGGCAAACCCUCUUCCUCCUCGUCUUCCUCCUCUUCCACCCUCUCCACCACUCUCAUGCGUUCCAUGGUCUUCCCCCACUCCCCCUGUUCUAGGAAUUUCUCCCUGUUGGACAAGGCUGGGGUUGGGGUUCAGUCAGACUCCAGUUUUGGCCAGCUGGGGUCAAAGAACCAGCGUGUCCUGGCGAGCCCAACCUCAACCAGCCAGCUAAGCAGUGAUUUCAGUGACUGGCACCUGUGGAAGUGUGGCCAGUGCUUCAAAACCUUCACCCAGAGGAUCCUGCUGCAGAUGCACGUCUGUCCGCAGAAUCCAGACAGCAAGAGGCAUUUCAAUUUACCGUACCAGUGCGGCCACUGCUCCCAGUCCUUUUCUCAGCCAUCAGAUUUGAGGAACCACGUGGUGACGCACUCAAGCGACCGACCCUUCAAAUGCGGAUACUGCGGCCGUGCGUUCGCUGGUGCCACGACACUCAACAACCACAUCCGCACGCACACCGGGGAGAAGCCGUUCAAGUGCGAGCGUUGCGACCGCAGCUUCACACAGGCCACUCAGCUCAGCCGCCAUCAGCGACUUCCCAACGAGUGUAAACCAGUGAACCAGAACGAGAGCAGCGAGUCCAUCGAGGUGGAUUAACCCAGGACCGUUUACUGACUGAGACCACAGCCACAUUAAGGCAGCUAAAUUUGAAAACGCAUCUUUUUCUCUCUGUUUGGGCCCUCCAUCCACACUAAGACGCAGUGUUUGUCCCACGGAAAUUAAAUUUAAAAGAAAAAGAAAAAAUCAAUCUGAAUCUGUUUUACUAGGAAUUCAUAUGAAAAGCAUCACCAGUGGUAUGUAAGUGCUACUGAAGCGUCAAUCAGUUCAGUCAACACCAACUCAGAUCUUUGUUUUGCCAUCACUGUCCCAGGAAGAGGACAGCAGGAAGACACACUAUCUUCACCAAACUGAUAUCAGAAAUUCAAUGGAUGAAUAUAGUUUUACAGUAGGUUCCACUUAGGGUAUACAGGAAGAAAACCGAAUUGUGUUUAUGUAUUGAUCCAUUGAUUUUAUUUCCCCGUCCACUAUAACACGCCUGUAGUGAAACCAGAAAGCUCACAGUGAAAGUGGGAGGCCUUGAUCAAUACUUAUAGAUAUAGUUAAUGAGUUCACAACAUAUAGACAGCGGGUGCUUUGUGUGAUUUAAACGGCUGCCUGUGGAUAUUAACUUCACAAAGCAUGCCACAGGGGGAGGAAUAAGCCGUAGGAACACGUGUUUGGGAGUUUGAUAAAAUGGUUAACCGUAAUCUGAGCGGGAAAUGAGUGACAGACAUGAGAAAUUGCUUUACGUUGCUUUUACCGCAGCCUGUUAAGUUACGGUCAAAGGAUGUGUGGUAGUAAAUUUAAAAAGACGAUCUUUCUGUCGCCUCCAAAUCCCUCGGAGAUAGAACAGUAUUUAUAUUGAUUUUGUCACAUGACUUCAUGAUCAGGAAAUACUGAUGUAGUGGUCUCAGCAGCAGGUAAACAGGUAGCGUUUAUGAGCCAGAAUCAAAUCAGUAUUUUAGAUUUGUUCGGUUGUCUGACGGCAGAAACAAAAAACACUGAACUAAAAGCGAGAUGGUCUGUAUUGAAACACAUUACAGUGCCACUGCUGAGCACGGGGGGG